Molecule: messenger RNA, 190 nt
Organism: Dentiscutata erythropus
Lineage: Eukaryota; Fungi; Glomeromycota; Glomeromycetes; Diversisporales; Gigasporaceae
Source: the annotation of a GenBank genome assembly
CUUUCAAAUGGAAAUGAAUGAAGAUGCAAUGGCUACUGAAAAUCUUGCUGAAGGUAUUAGGCAAUUUGCCAAAGACGGCAAAACCUUAUUGUCUAUGUUAAGGCAACGUUUGAUAAAUGAAGCUGCAAUGAUUAAUGAAGAUAUUAAAUUGUUUGCUCAACCUUUUCAGGAGGUUGAAGUGUCUAGCUAA